AUGCUAUGUGACUUUGUCAUUGGUGACAACAUAGACAUAUUAGCUGUCACAGAGACAUGGUGCUCUGGAGAUGAGCGGGAUGACUUUACGCAGGCACAACUUCUAUCCACACUUAAGAACUAUGCAUGGUACCACAAGCCACGUGUGGGUCGUGCGGGUGGAGGCGUUGGUGUUUGUGUCAACAAAUCUUUCCAGGUUCGAACAGUUGAAUAUCCAGAAUUUUCUUCAUUUGAGCACAUCAACCUGCUAUUGACUUCACGCCAACAAACUCCAGUGCAUCUGGUUGUUUUAUAUCGCCCUCAAAGAACGAGCACAGGAGAGAUAACAGACCAGUUGUUCCUCCAAGAGUUUUCAACUUUCUUGGAGCAACUGAUGUCAACUCCCCAUCGUCUUCUGAUCGUUGGAGACUUCAACUUUCACGUUGACACUGAAACUGAUCGCAGCGCUACUCAGUUUGUGGACCUCAUCACAUCCCUCAACUUGAAGCAACACGUGUCCUUUCCCACACAUCAAGGUGGUCACACACUUGACCUCAUUCUUUCUCGUGACACUGAAAGUUUCGUCAGCGUUGUCGGCUCAACCAGCUACCUUCCAUCUGAUCAUGUAGCUGUUAAAUGCUCCCUGCACAUACGUAAGCCUGGACCUGUGAAAAUCACCAUCAACAUGCGGAAAAUUCGUGAUAUUAACAUUGAUCAUUUUCGCGAUGACAUUCUGCAAUCUGAGUUGUGUGUCUCCCCAUCAAAUGACACUAAAACCCUUAUCGAUCAAUACGGGCGUGUCCUUUCUGCUCUUCUUGAUAAGCAUGCUCCGAUGAUCUCACGUAUAUUCAGGUGUCAUCCUAAGUCCCCUUGGUUCAAUGACGAGCUUCGUACUGCAAAACAACUGCGAGCACUGGAAAGGAAGGCCUUUUCUCCAAGAGGCCUAGAAAUUGAUCGUCAGAUUUUUAGAAGUGCCUCUCAUCAAUACAACAAUAAACUAUCAUCUGCUAAAAAGUGGCACCACAGAGAUCAGCUGAAAGACUGCAGUAACCGUGAACUGUUCAGAAAAGUGGAUCAACUAACCCGCCCACGCUCUGCAAAGGUUCUUCCGAGUAAUCAUGGCAGUGCAGUUCCUCUUCCUGAGCGGUUCAUUCAAUUCUUUGCUGAAAAAGUCAACAAGAUAACUGCAGAAUUGCAGUCAUCUUCACCUACUGACACUGAUCGACUUCCUGAACACCAGACAACUUUUUCAUUUGACAAAUUUAAGCGUGUCACUGAAAAAGAAGUCUUGAAAGUUAUCACUAACUCUACUUCAACGACGUGUAAUCUUGACCCGAUCCCAACUCACCUGCUAAAGAAAUGUCUUCAUGAACUAACACCUAUCAUUACUUUUGUUAUCAAUGAGUCAUUUAAUAGUGGUUGUUUUCCUGAAAAAUUCAAACUUGCAAACAUUGUACCAAUUCUCAAAGGCUUGAAAUGUGAUUCUGAUGUACUUAAUAAUUACCGCCCUAUUGCAAACUUGAAGUUCUUUGCUAAGACAUUAGAAAGAAUGGCAGCUUUACAGUUGCAACGGUACUUAAAUGAUCAUGAACUCCACGCAAAAUUUCAAUCUGGGUACAGAUCAUUCCAUAGUGUUGAAACUGCCUUACUGCGAAUAACAAAUGAUGUAUUGUUGACACUUGAUAAGGGCGAGGAAGUCAUACUUGUCCUCUUAGACUUCUCGUCUGCGUUUGACACCAUCAAGCAUGAUGUCUUGCUGCAACGAUUGUCGCAAAGAGCUGUUAACAUUGUACACACCUUCUAG
Molecule: messenger RNA, 1782 nt
Organism: Asterias rubens (European starfish)
Lineage: Eukaryota; Metazoa; Echinodermata; Asteroidea; Forcipulatida; Asteriidae
Exons: 2
Coding region: 1-1782 (593 amino acids)
Molecular function (GO): catalytic activity
Source: RefSeq, a predicted model, not a curated record